Messenger RNA from Zygotorulaspora mrakii, 924 nucleotides. RefSeq names its product organic acid transporter (gene YMC1). Gene Ontology annotation, biological process: mitochondrial L-ornithine transmembrane transport. The record is from RefSeq and is a predicted model, not a curated record. Gene Ontology annotation, molecular function: L-ornithine transmembrane transporter activity. Lineage: Eukaryota; Fungi; Ascomycota; Saccharomycetes; Saccharomycetales; Saccharomycetaceae. The transcript has a single exon. Bases 1 to 924 code for a protein of 307 amino acids.
AUGUCUGAAGAGUGGCCUGCACCACAACUUAUUGAUGAUUUGGAGCUGGAAGGUUCGAAGGAUAAGUCCAGGGUUUUGAAGGACCUACUGGCUGGCACUACAGGAGGAAUAGCUCAAGUUCUUGUUGGUCAGCCUUUUGACACCGCAAAAGUCCGUCUACAGACAUCUACUAGAGUGACUUCUGUAAGUGAGGUGGUGCGCAAUUUAAUAAAAAACGAAGGUUUUAUGGCAUUUUACAAAGGGACAUUGACGCCGUUAUUCGGUGUGGGCGCUUGCGUAUCUAUACAAUUUGGUGUUAAUGAAGCUAUGAAGCGAAUGUUUCAUUCAUUGAAUACUGAUUCAUUAUCCACACUUUCCCUCCAACAGUACUAUACCUGCGGUUUGGCUGGUGGUAUCGCCAACUCCUUUCUUGCAGCACCUAUUGAACAUGUGAGAAUAAGACUACAAACUCAAACACAAACCGGGACUGGCGCGAGUGCGUUGUAUAAAGGACCCAUAGACUGCAUCAAGAAACUGAGAUCUCAAGGCGGCUUGAUGCGUGGUCUGAUCCCAACAUUACUUCGCGAAGGACAUGGCUGUGGUACCUAUUUCCUGGUUUAUGAAGCGCUUGUGGCGUCUGAUAUGAAUAAAGGCCUAGACAGAAAGAAUAUUCCAGCGUGGAAGCUCUGUGGAUAUGGUGCUAUCGCGGGCACUGCUUUAUGGUCAGUGGUGUAUCCCGUAGAUGUUAUAAAAUCCGUGAUGCAAACAGAUAAUCUUAAGUCUCCAAAGUACGGAAAGUCUAUGCGUCUUGUCGCCAAGAAUUUGUUUAUACAAGGAGGAAUUCGUGCAUACUUUAAGGGUUUCACACCUACGAUGAUGAGAGCAGCGCCAGCAAAUGGUGCUACUUUUGCAACUUUUGAACUUGCUAUGAGAUUUCUCAAUUGA